CAACACCCAAAACAAAACAUGGAAAUCACUGACGUCAUAGGUAAUUUGGGACGACUUCAGUGUUACAUAAUAAUCUUACUUAUAUACCGCGGAGUGCCGACAGCAUGGGAAGUUUUGGCCCUACCAUUUUUGGCUCCAGAUACUGACCAUUGGUGUGCCAAACCACACCAACUAGAGAACUGGACAGUUAUCCAAUGGAAGAAUGUGUCCAUACCGUUCGACACUAAGAAACAAGAAUUCAGCCAGUGUCAGAGCUACAGCUACAAGUUAGUGGAGUCACCUAAUUCCUGGGAUGUAAUUAUUGAUCAGAAUGUCACGGUUCCCUGUAUAAAGUGGGAUUACACCACUAAAGACAACACAAUAAUAACCCAAUGGGACUUGUUCUGUGAUCGGGAAUGGCUGGUAUCCAUGAACCAGACGGUGUUUAUGUUGGGAAUGUUGACUGGAGUAUUUAUAUCUGGUCAUCUUAGUGACAGGUUUGAACGACGUCCUGUGUUUCUGGGUUUUCUGUGUCUGACUAUUUUCUCGAGCUACGUAGGCGCAGCUGUUCCGAAUUUGCCAUUUUUCUAUUUGACCCGGUUUUUCUCAGCGAUGGGGAUAGCCGGAAUACAAAAUGCUGGUGUUUGCCUUUUAAUUGAAACGAUUAGUCCAGGGUAUCGACUUUGGAUAGCGGUUUCAUUUUCAUUGGGUUGGAUCCUAGGAUUAAUCAUUCUUCCUGGACUAGCUUGGAUAAUCAGGGACUGGCAGUAUUUUCGAGCUGUAAUCACGUGCGGGUGGCUACCGAUUUUGACCUCCUGGUGGUUUCUUCCCGAAUCUCCAAGAUGGCUUCUAACCAGGAAGCGGUAUACAGACGCAGAGAAUAACAUCAGGAAGUUUAUCAGAGUCAAUAGAUUAAUUGUUUCAAACCUGGACCGCACCAUGGAAAUCUUAAAAGCGAAGAUUGAAGCGAGUAAAUCCACGCACGUCGCUGUACCUUCAGUAAUCUAUGGUGUUCUGUCAAUAGUAGCAGCCAUUAUGGUCUUCCUUCUUCCGGAAACAUUUAACAGACAGCUUUCGGACACAAUAGUGGAGAUAGAGAACCCAGAGAAACUGGCCAAAUAUCAAACAGAAGAUCCAAUUGAAGAGAAUGAGCUGCAAGAACCAGUAACAGCAUGAAAAAUAGAACCAUACAGUCAAUGUUAACUGUAUUUAACAGUAUAUUAGAAUUAUUUUUAC
Messenger RNA from Limulus polyphemus (Atlantic horseshoe crab), 1215 nucleotides. Its product is annotated as solute carrier family 22 member 4-like. Gene Ontology annotation, molecular function: transmembrane transporter activity. The record is from RefSeq and is a predicted model, not a curated record. Bases 19 to 1155 code for a protein of 378 amino acids. Gene Ontology annotation, cellular component: membrane. The transcript is spliced from 7 exons. Lineage: Eukaryota; Metazoa; Arthropoda; Merostomata; Xiphosura; Limulidae. Gene Ontology annotation, biological process: transmembrane transport.